AAGGUCAUGUGUCCCUCAUGCUGCUGUCUGUCUGCAGAGCCCAACACCAACCUCGGAGGAUCCUCUGGCUGCGUGUCUUCCUGCAGAAGAGGCCAGAGGGGAGGAAGAUGCUCCCCAAACUGCACCUGCUGCCACUGCAGGGCCUGAGCAUCCAGCAUCAAGCACAAGGGCAGCGUCAGCACCUGCUCUGGCUGCCUCUGUACCCGAGGAAGAGGCUGAAGAGGAGGAAGGUGCCAAUGAACCUGGCCCUGCUGUCAGCCCAGGGCCGGAGCAAACAACAUCAAGCUCCACCUCCUCUGUCCUGGCAGCUGCGGGAGCUGCACCUGAAGGCUGGGAAGAAGGCUCCAGUGCCCAGGCUGGAAGCUCAAGCACGAGCAGCUCGUGCACCUGGAGCACGACUAGCUCCUCUGGCAGCAGAGAGCAGCAGCAAGAGAGCACAGAGGACAAGUGCCUGGCCAUGCUGAAGAAGCUGGUGAGCAAGGGAGAUCCUGAGGCGAAAUACACAGAAGUGGAAACUCUUGGCAAAGGGUGA
Molecule: messenger RNA, 532 nt
Organism: Passer montanus (Eurasian tree sparrow)
Lineage: Eukaryota; Metazoa; Chordata; Aves; Passeriformes; Passeridae
Product: serine/threonine-protein kinase PAK 3-like
Exons: 4
Source: RefSeq, a predicted model, not a curated record